AAGACACCCGCAGAAGAAAAUGCCUGCCUUCAACAGAUUGUUACCCCUGGCUUCCCUCGUGCUCAUCUUCUGGGUCGGUGUCUGCUUCCCUGUGUGUGUGGAAGUGCCCUCAGAGACAGAGGCCGUUCAGGGCAACCCCAUGAAGCUGCGCUGCAUCUCCUGCAUGAAGAGGGAGGAGGUGGAGGCCACCACGGUGGUGGAAUGGUUCUACAGGCCUGAGGGCGGUAAAGAUCUCCUUAUCUAUGAGUAUCGAAAUGGUCACCAGGAGGUGGAGAGCCCCUUCCAGGGACGCCUGCAGUGGAACGGAAGCAAGGACUUGCAGGAUGUGUCUAUCACUGUGCUCAAUGUCACCCUGAAUGAUUCUGGCCUCUACACCUGCAACGUGUCCCGGGAGUUUGAGUUUGAGGCACAUCGCCCCUUUGUGAAGACCACACGGCUAAUCCCCCUUCGAGUCACCGAGGAGGCUGGAGAAGACUUCACCUCUGUGGUCUCAGAAAUCAUGAUGUACAUCCUCUUGGUCUUCCUCACCUUGUGGCUGCUCAUUGAGAUGAUAUAUUGCUACAGGAAGGUCUCAAAAGCUGAAGAGGCAGCCCAAGAAAAUGCGUCUGACUACCUUGCCAUCCCAUCAGAGAACAAAGAGAACUCUGCAGUGCCAGUAGAGGAAUAG
Messenger RNA from Pteropus alecto (black flying fox), 667 nucleotides. RefSeq names its product sodium voltage-gated channel beta subunit 3 (gene SCN3B). The transcript has 5 exons. Gene Ontology annotation, molecular function: sodium channel regulator activity. Gene Ontology annotation, biological process: sodium ion transport; regulation of heart rate by cardiac conduction; ventricular cardiac muscle cell action potential. Bases 20 to 667 code for a protein of 215 amino acids. NCBI's taxonomy places the organism in Eukaryota, Metazoa, Chordata, Mammalia, Chiroptera, Pteropodidae. Gene Ontology annotation, cellular component: voltage-gated sodium channel complex. The record is from RefSeq and is a predicted model, not a curated record.